GGACUUGGGCGGCCCCUCCGCAGGCGGACCGGGGGCAAAGGAGGUGGCAUGUCGGUCAGGCACAGCAGGGUCCUGUGUCCGCGCUGAGCCGCGCUCUCCCUGCUCCAGCAAGGACCAUGAGGGCGCUGGAGGGGCCAGGCCUGUCGCUGCUGUGCCUGGUGUUGGCGCUGCCUGCCCUGCUGCCGGUGCCGGCUGUACGCGGAGUGGCAGAAACACCCACCUACCCCUGGCGGGACGCAGAGACAGGGGAGCGGCUGGUGUGCGCCCAGUGCCCCCCAGGCACCUUUGUGCAGCGGCCGUGCCGCCGAGACAGCCCCACGACGUGUGGCCCGUGUCCACCGCGCCACUACACGCAGUUCUGGAACUACCUAGAGCGCUGCCGCUACUGCAACGUCCUCUGCGGGGAGCGUGAGGAGGAGGCACGGGCUUGCCACGCCACCCACAACCGUGCCUGCCGCUGCCGCACCGGCUUCUUCGCGCACGCUGGUUUCUGCUUGGAGCACGCAUCGUGUCCACCUGGUGCCGGCGUGAUUGCCCCGGGCACCCCCAGCCAGAACACGCAGUGCCAGCCGUGCCCCCCAGGCACCUUCUCAGCCAGCAGCUCCAGCUCAGAGCAGUGCCAGCCCCACCGCAACUGCACGGCCCUGGGCCUGGCCCUCAAUGUGCCAGGCUCUUCCUCCCAUGACACCCUGUGCACCAGCUGCACUGGCUUCCCCCUCAGCACCAGGGUACCAGGAGCUGAGGAGUGUGAGCGUGCCGUCAUCGACUUUGUGGCUUUCCAGGACAUCUCCAUCAAGAGGCUGCAGCGGCUGCUGCAGGCCCUCGAGGCCCCGGAGGGCUGGGGUCCGACACCAAGGGCGGGCCGCGCGGCCUUGCAGCUGAAGCUGCGUCGGCGGCUCACGGAGCUCCUGGGGGCGCAGGACGGGGCGCUGCUGGUGCGGCUGCUGCAGGCGCUGCGCGUGGCCAGGAUGCCCGGGCUGGAGCGGAGCGUCCGUGAGCGCUUCCUCCCUGUGCACUGAUCCUGGCCCCCUCUUAUUUAUUCUACAUCCUUGGCACCCCACUUGCACUGAAAGAGGCUUUUUUUUAAAUAGAAGAAAUGAGGUUUCUUAAAGCUUAUUUUUAUAAAGCUUUUUCAUAAAA
Molecule: messenger RNA, 1140 nt
Organism: Homo sapiens (human)
Lineage: Eukaryota; Metazoa; Chordata; Mammalia; Primates; Hominidae
Gene: TNFRSF6B
Product: TNF receptor superfamily member 6b
Exons: 3
Coding region: 117-1019 (300 amino acids)
Cellular component (GO): extracellular region
Source: RefSeq, marked reviewed